UCUGUUUUUCCUCCGUAUUUUGGAUCCACGCAGCGCAACUACAUUUGGCUGCAAACGGGCCUUUGAUAUAAAGAACCACCACAACGCACCCUGGCAUAUCUGGAACAUUUGCAUUUGCCGCAUAGCACAUAGCAACCGACUGCGGCCUGAGCCUUAUUGUCCCGAAAGAUUCACUGGUUUAAACCGCGGAUAACCAGAGCCCAGGAUAUCCAGUCAAAGCCCAUCCAGUCAAAGCUCAGGAAAUCUAGCCAGAGCCCAGGAACCCUAGUUAAAGUCCAGGAUACAAAAGUGGCACCGCUUACUCCACUACCGUCUCAGCCAUGGCGUUCAAUCCCGUUAUGGAAGCCCGGCGCAAGCCGUCUGUGAGAACCGUUUCGGAAGACCGGGCGUCGUCGUUCUUCUCCGACUCGCAGACUUCAUGGGUGGUGUUCAACCCGGCCGAGCUGCGCCCCUUCGAUAUCUUAUCGUUGUCCACCGAACACCCGUUCACAAGCACAGAAGACGACGGAUUUCUGCUGGAGGCCCGCGAGGAUGCCGUUUCCGCCGUAGGACCCAGGAGGCACUUCAGCGGCAGCCAGAUUGCGCUGUCCCAAGUGUCGCACGAAGGCCUAAUAAACGACCUGGCGCUAUCAAGGCGCAUCAACGAGUGGCAAAAAACCACCGACACUUCUGUUUCUGACAACGUGGCCUCGUGGGACCUAGACGAGGAUCUUGUUGGCCAGGUCUUGGAGACGCCCGUGCUUCGGCGGGUGCCCGCUUACUACGGCGACGAGUAUUUCAAGAACAUGUCCAGAAUCGAGUACAUCCGGUUUCAGCGCAGCAGCGCCGUUUUGCGCCAGUCGCUCUGCCGCAACGGCGUCGACGCCAGCGACCCGGAAUUGGUCCCGCGGCUCUUGAGGCUCCUCAAGUGGCAAGACUUGUUGCGCUCGCCCGGGUCUUUGGUGGACGACUACAUAGUCAACACGUUGUCACGUGUCAACCUACGGCAGCGAGUGCAUGCGGAGACCGAGUUUUCGGACACCGCCUCGUCGUCGCCAGUCAUGUGCGGCGGCAGCAGUGGCACGUGGAACGACAUAUGACUGGGCCCACGGGUGAAUAGAGAUGGCCGUGCUCCAUGAUGUGUUUUGCCCCGGCGCUUUGCCGCAAGCCAGUGCAGGCAACUCUGCGCGUGGCCCUGGAGAUGUUUUAGUAGAAUUCGACAACCAGUCCCUCCCUGCGAUCGC
Molecule: messenger RNA, 1223 nt
Organism: Metschnikowia bicuspidata var. bicuspidata NRRL YB-4993
Lineage: Eukaryota; Fungi; Ascomycota; Pichiomycetes; Serinales; Metschnikowiaceae
Exons: 2
Coding region: 321-1079 (252 amino acids)
Source: RefSeq, a predicted model, not a curated record